AUGGUUCAGUUCGCCCAGAUCGUGCUUGCCUUCGGAUGCGCAGUCUCGACACACCAUGCCUGGGCAAGACCGCUCGCCUCCUCGUCAGCUACAAAAGGUGCCGGCGUUCUCGGGUCGUUGCCACUAUUCAAAGACGUGCCAUGGGGUCAGUUUGGUCCAGCAGCAAAGCAAGCUGGAGCGGGUGCAGCGGGGAGCGACAAUAUCACCGAAGACGCCUCCGGUCUCGCACCUGCCCUUGCCCCCGGCGUGCAAAACUCGCUCGGUGAAGGGUUCGACCCUCAAUUCCUCACCGUCACGCGCAACGGCAAGCCCUUCUACUUGGUGACGGACGUCGACUUUGGACUCAACGUGUUCUUGCGCGCCAGCUACGACCUCAACGACAUCUACCGCGACGAGUCCAAGAAGCACACCAUCCACCAUUAUCCCAACACGACGUAUCCAGAUGGCGUAGGUACCGAAGCAGCCGACAUCGUGCGGUACGGGGAAAAGUUCCUUUACACAGUCUCUGCGAUUGCAGACGAUACCAUGCGGGCGCUCAUCUCGACCACCGAUGACCCGCUGGGCGAGUACACCGAUUUGGGCCGCAUCCUGGGCCAAGACGGAACGCCACUAACAGGCUACGACCCACACGUGAUCGUCCACCCGAACGGCAACUCGUACCUCACCUGGUCCAACCACGAGUUCGUCCAAAUCGUUCAACUGCAGAACGGAGCCCCCUCGCGCGCCGUCAGCCCCGUCAGCAACCUCGUCUCGUACGGCGUCAACACCGAAGCGCCCAGCAGCUGGAUCUUUGACAACAGAAACAACGGCUCGCGUACCCUCAACCUCAUGUACGCCGAAGGCAACUACUACCAGUCCAACUACAACACCCGGCUGUUGUAUAUUGACGUCGCUCAAGACCCGCUCGAUCCCCGCCAGUGGUACCAGCGUGCGCAACCGAUCCUGGCGUCGGACAGCAGUCAGGGCGUCUACGGCCCUGGAUCGGGAAGUCUGUUUACGGGUCCGGACGGCGAGGCGUGGUGCGCGUAUGGAGCGUUUGCUUCGCGUGAUGGUGCGGACGAUGGUAAGAACGAGAGGUACGUGAGGGUUCAGGUGGCGCAACCGGAUGACAAGGGCGUGUGGUUGCCGACCCAGGUGAUUGCUGCUCAGCAGUUGGACUGA
This is a messenger RNA of Sporisorium graminicola, 1161 nucleotides long. RefSeq lists its product as uncharacterized. The record is from RefSeq and is a predicted model, not a curated record. Gene Ontology annotation, biological process: carbohydrate metabolic process. Lineage: Eukaryota; Fungi; Basidiomycota; Ustilaginomycetes; Ustilaginales; Ustilaginaceae. Gene Ontology annotation, molecular function: hydrolase activity, hydrolyzing O-glycosyl compounds. The transcript has a single exon. The coding region runs from base 1 to 1161 and encodes 386 amino acids.